This is a messenger RNA of Phragmites australis (common reed), 1053 nucleotides long. RefSeq lists its product as uncharacterized. Bases 1 to 1053 code for a protein of 350 amino acids. Lineage: Eukaryota; Viridiplantae; Streptophyta; Magnoliopsida; Poales; Poaceae. The transcript has a single exon. The record is from RefSeq and is a predicted model, not a curated record.
AUGACCAGACCCUUGUUUCUACGUAUUGUCAAUGCUCUUGGUGAGUGGUCUUCAUAUUUCACUGCAAGAAAGGAUGCUCUUAAUCGGCAAGGGCUUUCACCAUUGCAAAAGUGUACAGCGGCAAUUCGCCAACUCGGAAAUGGUAGCCCUGCAGACCAACUCGAUGAAUACCUGAAGAUUGGCGAUAGUACUGCAGUGGAGUGUAUGAAGAUGUUUGUACAAGGCGUGAUUGAUAAGUUCGGUGGUGAGUAUUUGAGACGCCCCACUACCGUAGAUGUUGAGCGAUUGUUGCAAAUUGGUGAGAGUCGUGGCUUCCCAGGCAUGUUAGGAAGCAUCGACUGUAUGCACUGGCAUUGGGAGAAAUGUCCCGUUGCAUGGAAGGGCCAAUUCACUCGAGGUGAUCAGGGUGUUCCUACAAUCAUUCUGGAGGCGGUUGCUUCGCAUGAUCUUUGGAUUUGGCAUGCCUUCUUUGGUGUCGCUGGAUCCAACAAUGAUAUCAAUGUUCUUAACCAGUCGACUUUGUUCAUUGAGGAGUUGAGAGGGCAAGCUCCACGAGUGCGUUACUAUGUCAACGGGAGACAAUAUGAUAGUGGUUACUACCUUGCAGAUGGAAUAUACCCGGAAUGGGCAACAUUCGUCAAGUCAAUAUACAAGCCGCAAACAGAAAAGGACAAAUUGUUUGCACAAAAGCAAGAAGGUGUAAGAAAGGAUGUUGAACGUGCAUUUGGUGUCUUGCAAGCUCGUUUUUGUAUUUUGCGUCGACCAGCACGUUUGUACGAGCGAGGCGAUCUUGAGAAAAUCAUGCUAGCUUGCAUAAUUCUACACAACAUGAUAGUCGAAGAUGAGAAAGAAGAGGCAGCCAAUACUCGUGACUUGAACUUGAAUGAGAUUCCGAGCACAUCGGUCGUUCAAGAUCCAGAAAUAUCUCAUGAAGAUAUGCCCGCAUUUACAAAAGUACUGGAGAAACAUUCCAAGAUUCGAGAUCGUCCAACUCAUAUUCAGCUUAAAAAGGAUUUGGUGGAGCAUAUUUGGCAAAAGUUUGGUCAAAAUUAA